Anthostomella pinea is the source of this 447-nucleotide messenger RNA. The record is from the annotation of a GenBank genome assembly. NCBI's taxonomy places the organism in Eukaryota, Fungi, Ascomycota, Sordariomycetes, Xylariales, Xylariaceae.
AUGAGCAGGCGGACGAAUUGGCUCUCUCGGUUCCAUCUACACCGCCGCAGUGUCAGCGACUACAGACACGGCAGGUGCUUCGUCACAGGCAUUGCGGCGCACGUCUACUCGCCUGCUACAGCACCGAGCGGCGCCCCGUCGGCCAGCACCACUUUGUCCUCUGCUGGAUUCGGCCUUUGGCCCUCAGCAGCCCCUGACGCGUACGAGCCAGUUGAGUUCACGUCGCAACUAUACAUUCGGUACCGAAGCAGCGAUAUCUUCGGAAUCGCUCGUGGCUUCGCUGGAUAUGUCAAGGGAGGCGACCGACUUGUCGAUGCGCAGAUUAGAGGACCAGUGGGCGAGAAAUGGCUCCUGGAGCUGCUGAUUCCCACGAGUCACCAGCUGGUCCUAUUUUCAGGCAUCGACGCUGCGAAAGCUCGCAAAGACGACUUGCAUUGGGCCGAAUAG